This is a messenger RNA of Spea bombifrons (plains spadefoot toad), 1094 nucleotides long. RefSeq names its product NUBP iron-sulfur cluster assembly factor 1, cytosolic (gene NUBP1). The transcript has 11 exons. Lineage: Eukaryota; Metazoa; Chordata; Amphibia; Anura; Pelobatidae. Gene Ontology annotation, molecular function: 4 iron, 4 sulfur cluster binding; ATP-dependent FeS chaperone activity; ATP hydrolysis activity. Bases 71 to 1018 code for a protein of 315 amino acids. Gene Ontology annotation, cellular component: cytosol. The record is from RefSeq and is a predicted model, not a curated record. Gene Ontology annotation, biological process: iron-sulfur cluster assembly.
GCAAAAGGUACCGGAAGUCUUCUCCCGGAAGUCUCAGACCAGGAAGUGUUUUUGCGUUCCACAAGGUGCCAUGGCUGAUGUACCAGAAAACGCACCUCAGCACUGCCCUGGGACCGCUAGUAGCGAAGCAGGGAAGGGUUCAGCAUGCCAGGGAUGCCCCAACCAGUCUCUAUGUGCGUCGGGGGCAGUGACUGGACCUGAUCCAGCAAUAGAAGAAAUCAAAGAAAAAAUGUCCACUGUGAAGCACAAGAUUUUGGUUCUUUCUGGAAAAGGGGGAGUGGGAAAAAGCACAUUCAGUGCCCAUCUGGCUCAUGGUUUAGCUGCUGAUGAAGGCAAGCAGGUAGCUUUGCUUGACGUGGAUAUCUGUGGACCUUCUAUUCCAAAAAUUAUGGGUCUAGAAGAAGAGCAGGUUCACCAGAGUGGCUCUGGGUGGUCUCCAGUUUUUGUAGAAGAUAAUCUGGCUGUGAUGUCUGUUGGCUUCUUACUUGGGAGUCCUGAUGAUGCCGUAAUAUGGCGAGGUCCCAAAAAAAACGGAAUGAUCAAGCAGUUUCUGCGAGAUGUAGACUGGGGGGAAGUGGAUUACCUUAUAAUCGAUACCCCUCCUGGUACGUCGGAUGAACAUUUGUCUGUUGUGCAGUAUUUGAGCACAUCGCAUAUUGAUGGGGCUGUAAUUAUCACCACUCCUCAGGAGGUGUCUCUUCAAGACGUCCGCAAAGAAAUCAGUUUCUGUCGCAAAGUCAAACUUCCAAUUAUUGGGGUUGUGGAAAACAUGAGUGGAUUUGUUUGCCCGAAAUGCAAGAAUGAAUCGCAGAUUUUCCCACCAACAACUGGAGGAGCAGAGAAGAUGUGCUCUGAUCUUAAUAUACCCCUCCUGGGCAAGGUUCCUUUGGAUCCAACCAUAGGAAGGAGUUGUGAUGCAGGGAAAUCGUUUUUAACUGAAGCUCCAGAUUCACCAGCAACUGCCUCGUACAGAUCAAUAAUACAGAGAAUUCAGGAAUAUUGCGACAGAAAGAGUUAACUGAAGGUCAGAAGAGAAAGUAUGUGAUCUGCAUCCAAAUGCUGCAGCUGUACAUCAAUACAAUCCAGUAACAUCA